Messenger RNA from Stegodyphus dumicola, 1028 nucleotides. It is a transcript of the gene Mocs1, whose product is annotated as Molybdenum cofactor synthesis 1. Gene Ontology annotation, biological process: Mo-molybdopterin cofactor biosynthetic process. The record is from RefSeq and is a predicted model, not a curated record. Gene Ontology annotation, molecular function: 4 iron, 4 sulfur cluster binding; cyclic pyranopterin monophosphate synthase activity; GTP 3',8'-cyclase activity. Lineage: Eukaryota; Metazoa; Arthropoda; Arachnida; Araneae; Eresidae.
CCUUUCAUUCAUAUUGCCUGAGCUCUGGUUUCCUUUUGUGAUUUGCACUUCUGCAGCUGAAGAAGCAGGUUUUAUAUUUAAACCUUCGAAAUAGUCCUACAAAUUUAUGAACAUUACGAUGAUUCUUGCCGCUUUAACUUCUCUAAUGUACGACAUAAACUUGCCAGGCUUACAAGGUGCCUGGCUUUAAAGGGCAGAUUGGAUUUAUUACUUCAAUGACCAAAAAUUUCUGCAGUUCAUGUAACCGCCUACGUAUUACUGCCGAUGGUAAUCUUAAGGUUUGCUUGUUUGGAGAAGAUGAAAUAUCAUUAAGAGAUGCACUACGACAAAAAUCUUCGAGUGAAACUGUAGAAAACAUCAUUUCAAUAGCAGUACAGGGAAAAAAGCAGCAACACGCAGGAAUAAAGACUAUUGUGCAAGUAUGCCAAAGUAUUUUACAUAUCAGAUGUCUUCCAUAUAGCAAAACCAAACUGCUCAGUCACAGUCAUUUUCUUAAUUUUAUGAAACAGUUUUGCACAUCCUCUAAUUUGAUAUUAACACAUAUAAAUAAUGAUGGAAAAGUUAAUAUGGUUGAUGUCAGCUCAAAAUCGCAAUCCAUUAGAACUGCUGAAGCUGAGGCUACAGUAUAUCUUGGUCCAAAAGCAUUUGAAUUAUUACAGCAAAAUCAAAUUAGAAAAGGUGACGUUUUAUCCAUUGCAAAUAUUGCAGGUAUAAUGGCAGCCAAGAAAACUAGCGAACUUAUACCAUUGUGCCAUAUUGUUAUCAUUGAUGUAAUAAAUUUGAGUAUGAGAUUAAAUGCAAGUAUGCAUGAAGUAAUAAUUAAAUCUAGUGUGAAAGCAGUUGACAGAACAGGUGUUGAAAUGGAAGCCAUGACCUCGGCUACUAUUGCAGCUCUGACUAUUUAUGAUAUGUGCAAAUCAGUAUCAAAAGAGAUUACAAUUAAAUCUAUCCAUCUUCUUACAAAAACUGGUGGAAAAAGUUCUUUUACCAAGAAUUAAACAAUAAUUAAAAUUAUUUUAUAUUUAAUU